Molecule: messenger RNA, 1194 nt
Organism: Vitrella brassicaformis
Lineage: Eukaryota; Vitrellaceae
Source: the annotation of a GenBank genome assembly
AUGGCUGCAAUCGACGACGGGUGUCUUGACAUAGCGUGCAUCGGCCUGGGGGCCGACCAUCUCGAGUUUCUGAUGCUGGAAUCCUUCAACAUCAUCCUCAAGUAGGCGUGCGCGUGUGCAAGAGGCAGAUGCAUCACUGAUGAGCGCCUUAUCGUUUGUGCCGCUCUCCCCAUCAGCGACACGAGUGUCACAUUGAGCCAGCGAGCCAAGGAUGACAUCACUUGCAGGGUGGGUGGCUAGGUACGGGCGAAUACAUAUGUCACUGUGUGUGUCCUCCUGUCCUUUGUCGAUAGGGCGGCUGCGUCAAGGCCAUCCAGCGCUUCACCAAGCACCCUGACCAGGCCGUCAGCACUGAAGCCACGCAGGCAGUGAAGGCCCUCCAACUGCACGUGAGUCAGUCAAGUCUGCAACAACCACUGUCCCAUGGAUGUACGGCUAGCUUCCCCUGCGCAUCAGGCUACUGCUAAAAUGCAUCGAGUUGAAGCGGUCACCAGCUGAGGGUAUCGUAUCCACAGGCGGAUCAGAGGGAUGCUUGUCUUGUGCGGCCACGAACGAUGUUGACAGACAGCUGGAAGGAGAAACCGUUUAGUUAGUGCGGUCCUUCCUUGGUGUGUGUGGGAGAGGAGGGAAAGGUGCGAGUGAGUGCAUGGCGCCGGCAUUUUGUACGUAUGUCCAUUGCAUUUGCCAUCGACCGACGCGUGUGUGAGAUGUGAGACGCUGUAAGUGGCCUAUGGUUCGAUGUUUUUUGUGUGUGGCACUCACUCUUACUACUUACGAGAGUCAGGCCAGGCAGGUGUGUGCGCUGCGAUUUGUGUGUUGCAUGGCAUGCAGUUAGGCUCUUCGUCAGGUUGUUAUGGCUGUUAGCUUUCGAGUAAGGUCUCACUUAUUAUGUGCAUGUGUCUCCCCUAGCUGCCUAUGCCUGUCUGUCUGUCUGUCUGCUGGGGGCGCCAUGCCAUGAGGAUGUUUAUCUGGCUGGCCACUUGACAGGUCCUGUGUCUGCGCCACAGGCUGUGGCCGCUGUGCCAUGCACCAAUUAGUGCUGCGUUGGUCCUUCAUAAGUGUAUGUAAUAGUGACCCCCAGCCCUGUCUGGCCAUGGGUCAGGUCAGAGGAAGGGAGAGACGAGAGGGGAGGGGUCUAUAUGUCAAGGUGAGAUGCCAUCCAUGCAUUUGGACUGUCCAUGGACAGACGAGUCU